GAUGCUGCCCUGGCGCCGGAGCAAGUUCGUGCUGGUGGAAAAUGAACGUAAGUGCAAAGGCAAGAGCCUGGGGCCAGGGCUGAGCUACGCCGCGUUGCUGGCCGGCUUCCUGCGCUCCUGCCCGGACCUCCUGCCCGACUGCCCGCUCGAACGGCUGGGCAGCGUCUUCCGCGGCAAACGCCAGAAAGUGGAGCUGAAUAAGGAGGACCCGACGUACACGGUGCGGUACCUGGGCAACGCCGUCACCCUGCACGCCAAGGGCGAGGGCUGCACGGAGGAGGCGGUGGGCAAGAUCUGGGCUAAGAGCGACGCGGGGGCCGGCGGGGCCAAGAUGAAGCUGACGUUGGGACCCCAAGGCAUCCGUAUGACCCCCUGCGAGAAGGGAGCCCGCCGGCCGGGCCACGCGUACCUCCUGCACCGCAUCACUUACUGCGCCGCCGACCGCCGGCACCCCAAAGUCUUUGCCUGGGUUUACCGGCACCAGGUGAAGAACAAGGCGGUGGUGCUGCGCUGCCACGCCGUCCUGGUGUCCAAAGCCGACAAGGCUCGCGCCAUGGCCCUGCUCCUCUACCAGACCUCUGCCUCCGCCUUCAACGAGUUCAAGCGCCUCAAAAGGCAGAAUGAUUUCCGCCACGUCCAGCAGCAGCUCCUGGGGGACACCAUCGUCCCCUUGGUGCCCCUCCGCCGGCUGCUCAACACCAAGUGUCCCUACCGCCCACCCACCGAGAGGGCCCGCUGUGCCCCCCGACUCAGCUCCAUCCUGGAGGAGGAGGAGGAGGAGGCCUUCGGCACCGGGGCACCCCGAGGGGACGGCGGCCCCGGUGAGCGAGCCGCCGUGCUGCGGCUGGCCAGGGAGAUGCGGGGAUGCAGCCUGCGUGGCCCCCGGCCCCCGGUGUGCUGA
Messenger RNA from Haliaeetus leucocephalus (bald eagle), 901 nucleotides. RefSeq names its product family with sequence similarity 43, member B (gene FAM43B). Lineage: Eukaryota; Metazoa; Chordata; Aves; Accipitriformes; Accipitridae. Bases 2 to 901 code for a protein of 299 amino acids. The record is from RefSeq and is a predicted model, not a curated record. The transcript has a single exon.